Molecule: messenger RNA, 378 nt
Organism: Gryllus bimaculatus (two-spotted cricket)
Lineage: Eukaryota; Metazoa; Arthropoda; Insecta; Orthoptera; Gryllidae
Source: the annotation of a GenBank genome assembly
AUGCAUAAGUAUCCAGUAAUAUUUGUAAUUGAAGUUGCAGAUCAAAUUGUGAAGAAGACAAAAGAAAUAAUGGCUCGUGUUGACUCAAUGUUCACCCAAAAUAUUGAAAAAGUUUUGGAAAUAAAUGCUGCUGAUGGUCACAAAAGAGACAUACAAGGUUGUAAAAUCAAUGAAGUUGGCAAAAUAAAGAAGGGAAGUGAAGGACUUGAUAAUCGAGAGAUGCUGAAAAUGAAGAGAAAUAUGCCCAAUGAGCUGAACAAAAUACCAGCCUGUAUUAAGAAGACCAGAAAAGGAACUAUGCCUGAUGCUCAUAACUUCACACAAAUGAUUGGUGUGGAUGUGAAACUUGGAGAUGAUGAAGCCACAGUUAAAGAGUAA